GUUUGAAUGACUUUGACUUGUUUGAAUUCCAAUUAAAAAAUGGGGAGGCCACAAUAUGGUGCCAUUUGUGUCCACUGCAUUGACAAAAGAAAAGAUGGGAUCUUCACUCUUUGUUUUUAUUUAUUUGGUGACUUCAGCAUCAGCACUUCUGCGUGUCUGAUUCUUGAAGCUGACAUGGUCCAACAAGUCACACACAAAUGGCUUUUCUAUUCGAAGGCAUUGUAAUGAAACCAAUUAAUUUUUUUAACACUCAUUUUUCCCAUUGACUGUGCAGACCUUACACUAUCCAGAGCAUUGCUGCUGAAUGCUGACAAGCAGAUGAGUCGAUUCCAAAACUUUUUAGAGUUUGAAAAUGUUCAUUUGCAGCUGAAAUCGAGUGCCGGCUGUGAAAGUCAAGUUUGAUGUUUGGCCUGCCAAUUAUAUAAUUAGAUGCUUGUCAUUACAAUACUACUGCAUUUUGACUGACCUUGUUAUUGAAAUAGCUCCAGUUUCUCUAUGAAAUGAAUCAAUGAUACGCCCAUUCUUGCUUUCCAACUGUUUUAGACAUUAAACCGUUUUUCAGUUACUUUUCUAGUCAGUGCGCUGACAGUUCUAGUUUGAAAUCAUGGCUGAUCAUUCGUUGGAGAUGGAGACUGAAACUGAAACUUCAUGGAUGGAUAAUUGGGAAAGGCCAAGGCACAAUACUCCUGCCCGAUCUCAGCAUAUCUCCACUUAUCCAAGCCCGAGCUCUUAUAUUUUCUCACGUGACCGGACACCAUGGAGGAAGAGAAAUCCUACUCCUGCCAGCCCUUUUGCCACAGAUGAUGACAGAUUAUGGCAAGGAGAGCUAUCAUGGCAGUUUGAAACAACAGGUUGGCGAGAAAAUCUUAACCUUGGGGCGGCACUUAGUCCUUGGGCUGCCAAUUCAACUAGCCCUCUAUCCACCGGGAGCAGCAGGAUUUUCAAAAGAUCAGCCAAUGACUACUAUCUUUCGCGAGGUUUCCACACCUUUGGCAAUCCCUACUACGAUAAUUCUUAUUCAGGCUAUGAUCCAUUGCCUUCAGGGAGUAGGCUGGGGCUCCAAAGUCAUGGUGCUAAUGGAGGAAGUGCUGAAGAUCGUUCCCCUUUAGCUGAUAAAGAUGAGCUGAGCACUGCAGACAAUUGUGACACUGAAGACAUAGAUCAUCAAAUUUGCUUGAUUAAAACUCUUGAUGACUAUGAGCAUCAUCAGGAGCAACGAUGGUUUUCUGUGUCACAUGCUUUUUUGGAUGAAAAUGUCAGCACAGUCGAUAGAAACAAUCAUUUUCCUCAUGGAUUAAGACAUGAUCAUGAGGGGCAUCACGACCAUAAUGCUAGCAAUGCUCAUCGGUGCCCCUUGCAUUCAGUCAAGCAGUCGGCAAGUAAUCUGAGCAGCGUUGAUAUUAGACAUUUCAACUUUGUUCAUGAUCAAGAAUCCAUGAUAGAGGAUGACAACGAAGAUGACGCAGUGGCACCAAAAUCUGUUGGGCUUUUCAGCUUGUUUAGGUAUUCAUCUAAGCUGGAUUUAGUACUCAUAAUGUUUGGCUGUUUGGGAGCUUUUAUCCAUGGAGGUUCUCUUCCAUGGUAUUCUUUCCUUUUUGGGAAUUUUGUCAACAAACUUGCCAGUGGACAAGAUCUCAAUAAGCAACAGAUGAUGAAGGAUGUGGAUAAGAUAUGUCUGCUUAUGACUGGAUUAGCUGUGGUGGUCAUGGUGGGAGCUUACCUUGAGAUAACUUGCUGGAGAUUGGUCGGUGAGAGAGCUGCUCAUAAGAUACGAACAGAGUACCUAAAAUCAGUUCUGCGACAGGACAUAGAAUUUUUCGACACACAAAUCAGUACAAGUGAUAUCAUGCAUGGAAUCUCAAGCGAAAUCGUACAAAUCCAAGAAGUGAUGGCAGAUAAGAUGGCUCAUUUUGUUCACCAUAUAUUCACCUUCAUCUGCGGCUACAUGGUUGGUUUCAUGAAAUCUUGGAAAGUUUCCUCAGCAGUUUUUUCUGUGACACCAUUGACGAUAUUCAGUGCUACUGUUUAUAAGGCCGUAUAUGGUGGCCUAGCUACAAAAGAAGAGGGCUCUUACAGGAAAGCAGGAGGCCUUGCAGAACAAGCGAUAGCUUCUAUCAGAACUGUGAUCUCUUUUGUAGCAGAGGAUGUCAUAGCUGAGAAGUAUGCCAAGUUUCUUGAUCAGUCAGUACCUAUAGGGGCGAAGCUCGGCUUUUCCAAGGGCGUAGGAAUAGGAGUGAUAUACCAAAUUACAUAUGCUACAUGGGCACUAGCUUUUUGGUAUGGCUCUAUUCUAGUCUCACAGAAACAGCUCACGGGUGGUGAUGCGAUUGCCUGUUUCUUUGGUGUAAAUGUCGGGAGCAGGGGCUUGGCAUUGGCCUUAUCGUAUUUCUCUCAGUUCUCACAAGGGACCGUAGCUGCAAGCAGGGUGUUUGAAGUGAUUGAUAGAGUUCCAGAUAUUGAUCCUUAUAGUAUUGAGGGAAGGAAACCAUCAGGGGUACAUGGAAAAUUAGAAUUUAAAGGUGUUUCCUUUGCUUAUCCAUCUCGUCCGACUAUUCCUAUUCUCCACUCUCUUAGUUUAGUUAUCCCGGCAUCUAAAACUCUGGCAUUAGUCGGAGCUAGUGGGGGUGGAAAGUCGACUAUUUUCGCUCUUAUAGAGAGGUUUUAUGAUCCAAACCAGGGUUUUAUAACUUUAGAUGGUUAUGAUUUACGAACAUUGCAAGUGAAAUGGCUUAGAAAGCAGAUAGGCAUGGUUGGACAAGAACCAGUUUUGUUUGCAGCAACCAUACUCGAAAAUGUGAUGAUGGGAAGGGAAAAUGCAACCAAGAAAGAAGCGAUUGCUGCUUGCAUUGCAGCUGAUGCUCACAGUUUCAUAUCUUGCCUUCCAUUAGGCUACGAUACCGAGGUUGGAGAUCGAGGGACUCUGUUAUCUGGUGGCCAAAAACAACGUAUAGCACUUGCACGAGCUAUGAUCAAAGAUCCCAAAAUCCUCCUUCUGGAUGAGGCCACGAGUGCAUUGGAUCGCGAGUCUGAAGCCGUCGUUCAAAAAGCCAUAGAUAAGAUAUGUGUAAGCAGAACAACAGUUAUCAUUGCUCACAGGUUAGCUACCGUUAAGAAUGCUCACAAGAUAGUUGUGCUUAACCAUGGUUCAGUAGUUGAAACUGGAAACCAUCAUAAGCUCAUGAAGAAAGCCGGCGCUUACUAUGAUCUUGUCAAGUUGGCUUCUGAAGGAAUCUCACAACCUGUGACAAACCAAAACAAUCAAGUGAAGAAGUUGGAUUUGCAUGAGGACAUAUUAAGUGUAAGAAACAUGUAUGAAACAUCGAAAACCAGUUACAUGAGAUCUGAGCAAGAAGCAAACGAGUUAGAGGAGAAGGAAGAAAAUGUAACAAAGUUGGAAAGAUAUAAACUUGCAGAUGUUUGGAGCUUGCAGAGACCAGAAACCAGUAUGCUGAUCAUGGGAUUUAUUUUAGGUAUGCUUGCUGGUUCAAUUCUAUCUAUAUUUCCUUUAGUUCUGGGACAAGCUCUGAAAGUCUACUUUGACCCCAACAUUCAAAAGUUGAAGAAGGAUGUUGGCAACCUCUGCUUAGUGCUGGUUGGACUCGGAUUGGGCUGUAUAAUCUCCAUGACAGGCCAACAAGGAUUCUGUGGUUGGGCCGGUACAAAGCUUACUAGACGAGUAAGGGACUUGUUAUUCAAAGCUAUAUUAAGACAGGAACCUGGAUGGUUUGAUGCUAGUGAGAAUUCUACAGGGGUACUUGUGACAAGGCUGUCGACUGACUGUCUUAGCUUCCGGUCAGUUCUUGGUGAUCGUAUAUCUGUCCUACUAAUGGGCUUGAGUGCCGCAGCCGUUGGUUUAGGGGUGUCAUUUUAUCUUCAGUGGAAACUAACUUUGUUGGCUGCUGCAGUGACACCAUUUACACUUGGGGCAAGCUAUUUAAACUUGAUCAUCAAUAUCGGCCCAAAAUUGGACAACAACUCCUAUGCCGCAGCCAGCACCAUUGCUGCUGGAGCAGUGUCGAGUAUAAGAACUGUGGCAACGAUUGGUGCACAGUACCGCGUAGUUCAGUCUUUUGAUCAAGCUUUAGCUGAGCCUAAAAGAACAGCAGUCAGAAGAUCUCAAAUUCUUGGAUUAGUACUUGGCCUUUCUCAGGGUGCCAUGUAUGGAGCUUACACAUUGACUCUCUAUUUUGGUGCCUAUCUUGUAAAGGAAGGGGAGACAAACUUUGGAGUUGUGUACAAGAUUUUCUUGAUACUUGUACUCAGUUCAUUCUCGGUUGGACAACUAGCUGGUCUUGCGCCGGAUACUUCAAUGGCUGCAACUGCCAUACCUGCUGUCUUCAAAAUUCUUAAGCGCAAGCCGUUAAUAAGAAGUGAUCACAAGAAAGGAAGGAAGCUUGAAAGCUCAAAGCCACUUGAUGUGGAGUUCAAAAAAGUCACAUUUGCAUAUCCAUCCAGGCCAAACACUAUCAUUUUAAACAACUUCAGCCUCAAGAUCAAGUCAGGAACAAUGGUUGCAUUGGUGGGAGGAAGCGGAUCAGGAAAGUCGACAGUUACAUGGAUGAUACAGAGGUUUUAUGAUCCUACAAAGGGGAAAGUUUUGAUGGGAGCAGUUGAUAUAAGGGAUCUCGACGUAAAGUGGCUAAGGAGAAAGAUAGCCUUGGUGGGGCAGGAGCCAUCUCUCAUUGCAGGUAGCAUAAGAGACAACAUUGCAUUCGGCAGGCCUAAUGCGUCAUGGGCUGAGAUUGAAGCAGCUGCAAAAGAAGCCUACAUUCACAACUUCAUCUGUAGUCUCCCUCAAGGAUAUGAAACAGAGGUUGGUGAGAGUGGAGUACAGUUAUCCGGAGGGCAGAAGCAGAGAAUUGCUAUCGCAAGAGCCCUUAUAAAGAAGUCGAAGAUUCUGCUGCUAGAUGAAGCAAGCAGUGCUCUAGACUUGGAGUCCGAAAAGCAUGUCCAAAAUGCACUUAAAAAGGCAUCCCUGCGAGCCACCACUGUAGUGGUGGCUCAUCGUCUCUCGACUAUCAGAGAGGCUAAUUUCAUUGCCGUUUUGAGAGAUGGUGCCAUUGUCGAAUAUGGGGAUCAUGAAACACUAAUGGCAUCCCGCGGUAAUGGCAUCUAUGCUGGCUUGGUUCAUGCAGAAACAGAAGCACUGGCUUUUACUUGAGCUGUGCAUAUAUGUAUAAAAGAGCUGUCAAGAACAUGGAAAAGCGGUAAAAAGUGGUUCUCAUUAUCAAAUCAAGUGUUAAUUUUCUUCAUUGUAAAACCUGUCUACCUUCAUCAGUUUGAUCAAUCAAAUAGAUAUCAGAAUGCAAGAUCAAUGGAAUGUUCUCUCUUGCAAGGAACAGUAGUCAUUGUAUCGAAACACCUCAAGGGUAACCAUACACCAAUAAUCCAGUUUAGUUAUAGAACAUAGAAUUCAAGCCCCACAAUUACCAAACAUUAGAGGAUCGUAACUCUGAUGCAUUCCCAAAUCUAUGUUCUAUUCCAUGCAAUGAUGAUAAGAAUGAAUUCAACUUGUUUUGAUUUUCAUAGUGAUUAUAUAAGCCUGCAGCCUGCUACUAUUCUUUUAAAUUCCCUUCAACCUUAAUAGGCUUGAACUUUGCUGGUUUACUUCACCUGUUAACAAUCAGAUCAAGGCAAUAAAAACAUUGGUAGAACAAAGAACACCAGCUCAAAGAGUUCCCACA
Andrographis paniculata is the source of this 5684-nucleotide messenger RNA. Its product is annotated as ABC transporter B family member 19-like. Bases 605 to 5161 code for a protein of 1518 amino acids. The record is from RefSeq and is a predicted model, not a curated record. Gene Ontology annotation, biological process: transmembrane transport. Lineage: Eukaryota; Viridiplantae; Streptophyta; Magnoliopsida; Lamiales; Acanthaceae. The transcript is spliced from 9 exons. Gene Ontology annotation, molecular function: ATP hydrolysis activity; ATP binding; ABC-type transporter activity. Gene Ontology annotation, cellular component: membrane.